AUGCCCCCGAGCGCGGGGCAGGGAGGUCAGAGCCCGUCACCUGCUGCUCCCGCCGAGCGCGGCCGGAGCGGGGCCGGCCUGUGCCCCACGGAACACCCGCGAAAUCCAUCCCGCUUUUCCCUCCCGCCGUCCCCGGGGAUCCGGUACCCGAGUACCACGGGGAUCGAGUACAUCGGUACCACGGGGAUCCAGCACAUCGGUACCACGGGGAUCCAGUACCCCAGUACCACGGGGAUCCAGUACAUCGGUACCACGGGGAUCCAGUACCCCAGUACCACGGGGAUCCAGUACAUCGGUACCACGGGGAUCCAGUACAUCGGUACCACGGGGGUCCAGUACAUCGGUACCAGGGGGAUCUGUUACAUCGGUACCACGGGGAUCCAGUACAUCGGUACCAGGGGGAUCUGGUACAUCGGUACCACGGGGAUCCAGUACAUCGGUACCACGGGGAUCUGUUACGUCGGUACCACGGGGAUCUGUUACGUCGGUACCACGGGGAUCCAGCACCCCGGUGAUCCGGGGGCGGCCGUGAGCUGGUCACGGCAGAGCUCGGUGGCUGCGUCCCCCGUGUUCCCACGCAGUCCCCCCGUGCCCGCCGAGGCCCCGCACCGUCCCCGGGCUCUCCGCGCUCUCCCGGCCCUGGCCCGGCCGCGGCCUCGCUGCUCCGGCCCCAGGACCCUCGGCGGGGCCCCCGCCCGGGAGCACCGGGCCGGGCCGGGGGUCUGCGGGGCAGCCGCUCCUUCGCGGGGAAGGGAAGGAGCAGGAGGGUCCCCCCCGGUGCCCCCCGGUGCCCCCCGAGCCGCGCUCGGUGUGAGCCCAGCGGGCCGGGACUCACCGGGGGCGGCCGGUUCGGGGGCUGGGGAAGCCCCCGCUCCGCUCCCGGCGGACACCGCACCCCCCGCAGCCGGGCCCGGGCCGAGCCGAGCCCACCGAGACGAGCCCAUCGAGCCGAGCCGAGCCCACCGAGCCGAGCAGGACCCACCGAGCCGAGCCCACCGAGCCGAGCCCCCCGAGCCGAGCAGGACCCACCGAGCCGAGCCCCCCGAGCCGAGCCGAGCCCCCCGAGCCGAGCCGAGCCGGGCAGAACCCUUUGCCGGUGCCACAUCCACCCCCGGGCCCGGUGGCGGGGCAGAGCGGAGCCCGCCCGCCUUUGCCACGGCCCCGGGAGCGGGAACCGGGAACGGGGAGCGGGGUGCGGGGAACCAGUCUGUUUUUCCCCUCUCCGCGCUGGUUCGGCCGUUCCAGGGACGGGCCCAGGCCGCCGCAGACACGGACACUCGGUAUUGCAACGGUUUCUAUUUGAGGGGGCCCGGGGGGGUAACGGGGAAUGGGGCGGCCGCCCCCGCCCGCUCCGGGGACGUGUCGCCGCCGCUUUUCCGCCGGGUUUUGCCCCGUUGCGGAGAGAGGCGGAACGGACCCCCCCGAGGCGGGGGACUGCCCGGGACACCCCCCGGAGUCCGUCGGCCCCCGCUGGACACCGGGAGCCGCCUCCCUCGGUCCCGGUGCCGGUGUCGCCUCCGCUGCCGGGAGCGGCCGUGCCGCUUAACGGGGAUUUCGGGGCUCCCCCGCGGCCCCAUCCCUGGGAGGCGGUGGCGUAAUUGCGGGAGCAGCGGGCGCUCUUUGGACCGCCGGGCUGCGGGGCACCGCGGGGGAGAGGAAACGGAGCCCCCCGCGCCCCCCCCGGGGAGGGGCAGAGCGAAGGGGGGGAUUUUUUAUUCGUUUCCACCUCGGCCGGCCCUUCCCCGGCCCGGGGGGUUCCCGUGGGUGAGCCCCGCGGGAAGGCGGCACCGCCGCCGCUGCCGGGGCCGGAGCCGGGGCCGGGCGGCCGCCGUUGCCGGGGCUCUUUGUUUACCAAUCGGUGUCACGGCACGGGAGAGCAGGAAAUUGCGUCUGUACCGGGCCGUUAAUUUAAAAGCGGCCCUUUCCUCCCCCCGGCCGCUCCCCGGCGCGGCGGGGGCUCCGCCGCCCGCUCCCCGCUCCCGGCUCCGGCGGCGGCCGGGGAUGCGCAGCCGAGCGCGGCGGCGGGAGAGGGCCGGGCCGGAGGAAUAA
Molecule: messenger RNA, 2049 nt
Organism: Pseudopipra pipra
Lineage: Eukaryota; Metazoa; Chordata; Aves; Passeriformes; Pipridae
Product: collagen alpha-1(I) chain-like
Exons: 6
Coding region: 1-2049 (682 amino acids)
Source: RefSeq, a predicted model, not a curated record